Molecule: messenger RNA, 804 nt
Organism: Heterostelium album PN500
Lineage: Eukaryota; Evosea; Eumycetozoa; Acytosteliales; Acytosteliaceae
Exons: 8
Coding region: 1-804 (267 amino acids)
Source: RefSeq, a predicted model, not a curated record
AUGAUCGAUCUUUGUAAUAAAAAUUCAGAUUCACUUGUGUUGAGUGGCGAUACAGAUUCACUUUCGAGUGUAAUUAUCGCAGGAACUGAUAGUAUUCCAGUUGAAAUCGAUACAGCUUCCAAUUAUGUUUGUGCUUCUACCAAUAUAAUAUUCGAAUCUUUCUUAACAGCUAAAAAGAAAUGUGAAGGAUGUACUCAAUAUCCUCCUCAUUACAAAUCAACACCAACAGCAGAAAACAUUAUGUGUGACUCACCUUAUUGCCACAGCAUUGGAAAUGUAUGUGAGAAACAAAGUAAAUUCGAUCCAGCUACUUGUUCUUUCGUUUCACAACUUGAAAAUGGUGCUUCUAUCAGAGAACAAACUGAUGGACCUACUUUAACAAAAGCAAUAUUUGGUGUUGGUCCAAAUUGUCCAAAUUGUCCUCCGAGUCCUUUAUAUUCGAUUCUAUCUACACUUAAAAAACCUUAUAUAUUUGGAAUAUCAUUAGAUAGAAACUAUUUUGGUGGAAUUUCUUUAGGUUUAAUAGAUCCUCUUUUAUAUACUAAAACAAUAAAUUAUACAAAUAUGUUAAAGAAUGAUGGUUUAUACGCUAUGACACCGAUAUUGAAAUCAGUAUGGAAUAAUGCGACUUGGAACUCUGAUAGGAUUCAAGUUCCUAAAGUAGUUCUUAAAUCAACAUCUACUCUAUCGUACUUACCAACCGAUGCCUUUCAGUCAUUCAAAACAUUUCUUAAAUUAAAUUGUGGUGCUAAAGAGAUGUGUGCGAAAAUGGAAAAUCUAUUCACAUCUAUCGAUUGUUUUUAA